Molecule: messenger RNA, 2279 nt
Organism: Coccinella septempunctata (seven-spotted ladybird)
Lineage: Eukaryota; Metazoa; Arthropoda; Insecta; Coleoptera; Coccinellidae
Product: ceramide-1-phosphate transfer protein
Exons: 3
Coding region: 116-757 (213 amino acids)
Biological process (GO): ceramide transport; intermembrane lipid transfer
Cellular component (GO): cytosol; cytoplasm; membrane
Molecular function (GO): ceramide 1-phosphate transfer activity; ceramide 1-phosphate binding
Source: RefSeq, a predicted model, not a curated record
CAUGAACCUGACGCAGAGACAACCCGACCUGACGUGUUUUGUGCUGAACUGACGUCCAGUGAAGGAAGACCAAGGCAAACCUUUUGACCCUAAAGUAAUUUCCAUAUUUUCCAAUAUGGAAAGCGAUAAUUCAUAUUUCGAUUUGGAAAUUGUUCGUGAUAAUUUCAGAUUAGCCAAGGUAGAAGAUGACGACGUUAACCUAGAAUUAUAUUUGAAAAGUUUCGAUGAAUUAAACAAAUUCUUUUGUCUGCUGGGUACAAUUUUUGGUUUUGUGAAGUCCGAACUUGCUGGAAAAAUGAGUAUACUGAGAGAUUUUUUGAGUAAGCCUGAUGAAGCCCAUCAUUUCUCAACUGUUCUGAAAAUGGUGGAAUAUGAAAAGGAACAUAAUCUUUUGGAGAAGGAUGAUUAUGUUUCGGGAUCUAGAACGUUGCUUCGUCUCCAUAGAAGCUUGGAAUUUAUUCAAGCAUUUUUGAAAAGUAUUAACGAUUUGAAGGAAAAUGAGAGUACAUCUGGGCCUUGUGUUAAAGCAUAUGACGAUACUUUAGGUCACCACCACUCUUUUCUAGUGAGAACAGGUGCUAAAAUUGCUAUGUAUACUUUACCUACCAAGCAUCAGUUACUUUCUAAUGUUUGUGGUAAUGAAGAAAACAUUAAAAAAGCUGAGGAGAUACUACCAGAAACACUAGAGAUAACUUCGGAAAUAUAUAAUAGAAUUCAGAAAAUUUAUGAGGAUCGUGAUCUCUUGUCAUUGAAAUAAUAUGCCUAUUUUUCCUCUUCUCAGUUAUUGGUUAAACAGAAAUGGAAUAAAGUUUCAGUAAAACCUCACUAAUCCGUUGCUGAACGUUAAGAGUUUGAUCGUUACAUAAAAAAAAAUCAGAUUAUCAAAAGUAUGAAAUUUUUAUUUUUUGUAGUUCAUACACAUUUGAGAAGACGAUAGUCCAAGGUAAAUUAUAUACCUUAUUUAUUGAAAAUUAGAAAUAAACUUUAUGCUGAGAAAUCAGUAUGGUUCAUUUGUUUGGAAGGUGACAUUCAAUGGAUCCACCACACCAUCCAACUAAUGGAGUGAUGAUUAGAGUGGUUCUACUGUAUUUUAGUUUUUAAAUAUUGACAUAAGUAUUGCUCAUUCAAAAAUUUUAUAGUAUUGAUUCUGAUUGAAAUGUGAAGUAGCUCAAUUAAAAAAGAACGUCUCAAAUUACUUCUAAAUUUGUAUCUAACGUAUAUCAGAAUUCUACUUAUGUCCGAUAUUUUCAUGAUAUAUCAAUAGUAUAUGACAAAAAUUUAUAGAUGUGAAGAGACUAUCAUUCACAACCUUUUUGAGUAGGAAAAUGUGUUGGCAGUUUGUUUACAACCAGUAUUAAAUAUUUUUCAGUGCCCUGCAUUGAUAAGGUUUUUGCUUUGGUGAAUUUUGCCAAAGAUAUUUAGGCAAUUAUUCCAUAUUAAGCUCAAGCUUGCCAUGAUAUAGUGGAGUUUCCUGUGUUCAUUCAUAAACUCAAAAUCAGGUGCUUUUGCAAAGAUCAUUUUUGAUCUAUUUUAAGUUUUGUUUUUAUGUAAUGGAAUGAUCUUAAAUCCACUAAGAUAUUAUAGAUAUUGAUGCUUGAUUUAAUGUGAAAAUUAUCAAUCUUUGCAGAUUGAUAUAAGGGUCAUUUAUGACAAAGUGGAUUUCUUUGAAUUUAUACUCGAGGCUUUCCAAAAAUUUUCAUGCAUUUAUUAUUGAAAUAUGUGAAUUGAAUAAAAUUAUUAUUCAACACAUGAUUUCAUAAUUCUCGAUGUGGUAUUAAAUUAUUAAACUAAAUAUAUAGAACAUAGUCAGAAUUUAAAAAUCCUAAAAUCAAUAUAUCUAACUCCUAGAAAACAUGUACUUUACUUCAAAUAAAGUAUACACUGCUCCUACUUUACAUGUAUAAGAAAAGAAUUUUUCUCAUAACGUGAUUGCUCUAUGCUUCAAUGUAUUUCAACUCAAUUAUAAUAAGUACUACAUCUCAGGUUACAUCAAAUGAACGAUAAAAAAAUGAUUUUGUGUGAAAAAAUUUGUAUUGUAUUAUUACUAAGUAUAAUUACGUUGUAUAAUUUUUCAUGUAUUAUUAUUUUCAAAGCAAUACCGCAGGUUAAGCCUGCAUUCAAAUCGUCUGGAACGACGACAAUGAUUUUAAAAGAAUGAACGAUAUAUAAUAUCUCAUAAUGAUUCCUUCAAAAUUGAUUAUGAUUUCGAUUAGCUCGAUAUAAAAAGUAUAUUGAAGGCUGUUAAUUCGCAAAAUGAAUAAAUUAUAUAUUGACGAAAA